Molecule: messenger RNA, 2189 nt
Organism: Aedes aegypti (yellow fever mosquito)
Lineage: Eukaryota; Metazoa; Arthropoda; Insecta; Diptera; Culicidae
Exons: 5
Coding region: 132-2096 (654 amino acids)
Biological process (GO): triglyceride biosynthetic process
Cellular component (GO): plasma membrane
Molecular function (GO): diacylglycerol O-acyltransferase activity; long-chain-alcohol O-fatty-acyltransferase activity
Source: RefSeq, a predicted model, not a curated record
UUCAUUUCUUCGACGAAGCUUCACUGAUAAGUAAAACAUUUCAACUUUCAUUCGAUAACUAGUGUUUCGUAAUCAAAACUUCUGUGUGCAAUUAAGUGAAAAGUGCCUUCCUCUGGCAAAAAAAAAUAAUCAUGACUGUCGAGAACAACACAGCCUCCUCCUGGUUCCAGUGGGCCUCGGAGCAGAGCUCAUAUUGGGAAGCGGUAUCACGUGGAGGUAACCUCAGUCAUCCGAUCGGUCCACUUACGAUGCUGAAGGAUGGUACCGCGGAAAGUGAAUUGGUAUCUGUUGGAACUAUGCUCUCUUCGGCCGAACUAGGCUUACUUACCGGAGUGCUGAUGACGCUUUUCCUCCGUCACAAGUUCAACCGGAUGAAGGAAGAGUUUGUCGAGACACGCGUGUACAAAAGUGUCAAAAACCUAACGAUGAUCGACGUGCGACAUUUCCUGUUUAUUCUAAUCACAUUUAUCGAGUUUGUUGCCAUAUCACCUAUCUUGUUCUCCAUUUUCUACGGUUUCAAGUGCUACAGAUUGGUAGUAGCAUGUGUUCUGAAACGACGUUACGGGUCACAUUUCAAGGGGCUCCUAGACGGGGCAGAUGUAGUGUGGGCCAUAGAACGGGACAACUCACGUGGCAUGAUCAACAUCAUGGCUUACAUUGAAGAACCCGUUGCAUUGCAUGCGACGAAGGAAAGCUCGACAUGUGCCGAGCUGCUGCUGGUGCUACGAAAACGAAUCUCUUCCAGGCUGAUGAGAUCACGUCAAACCCAGCCGAAAAUGUUUUGGAAGCGAAAUCUGGAGCUGGGCUACUAUUGGUGGAGUGACCUUUCACAGUUGACUAUUGAGGACUACAUUCGUUAUUUGGAGUAUAUUCCUGUUGGCGAGGGUGAACAGUACAUUGAUGAGAGGAAGCUACGUGCAGUGAUGAGUGAAAUCAAUAACCGAAACCUACCUGCUGAACAUAGCUCGUCGUGGGAAAUUUUGGUCGGCAGGCAGCCACUGUUUGUUAGAGAGCGUGACAUGCUGAGAUAUCCAAUAAUCUUCCGAGUACACCACUCUCUUGGGGACGGCGUUGCCCUGCUCCGCCUGCUACUGGAAGGAAUCGUUGACAAGGAAAUGCCCUCCCGCUGGAAGCGCAUAUCGAACAUCAAAAUAAUGAACAUUGAACACAUUCUAAAGGAAAAAUCACUUGCCUCUGUACCAAGCAAAAACAUAUUCUCUAAAUUCAUCGAAAAAUGUCCCUCUCCUCGAGCAAUCUACGAAUGGAAGCAGAAACAUCUUCGGCUGCUGUGGACCAUCUUCACGGCUCCGGCAUUCUUCCAUGAGGUCGCUAAACGCCGAGUUGACGAUAAUUGCAUCCACGCGAGCGACCUUUCCAAUCGUAAAGUGGUCAGCUGGAUUCACGAGGAAGAAACGAGCGGCUCUCGAUGGAUAGAGAUCAUCAAACGAACCAAGCAGCAAGUUCCGGGAGCCAGGUUCUCCGAUGCCUUUUUGACGGCACUGUCCAGUAGUCUACAGAAAUAUUUGGCAUCGAAAUCAGAUUUCGUUCCAAGCAACAUUACCGUAGUGUUACCGACCCGUGUUGAACGAGAAUCUCCACAACUGAAGCUGCAUAACAAGUUCUCGGUGGCUCUUCAAACGUUACCAAUUGCUGCGGGUAUCGAUCUUCAAGAUCCGAAUCGCUUCCAAAACUUUCUCAUCCGCCUGAGCGACGUGAAGCAGCACUCCGAUGUCCUCCGUUCAUCGCCCGACUAUUUGAUCAACUACUGGAUUAUGUCGACGGUGGCGUGCCUCUUCCCCGACCCGAUACUUCGUAAGAUCCUCACAAGCGCACACAGCACCCUGGCGAUUUCGAACCUACCCGGGCCGCAGCAGAAACCAUGCAUCCACGGUUACGAGCUCAAGAACCUCAGCUUUUGGAUUCCGAAUAUUGGCCAAACGGCCGUUGGCCUAACGCUGCUGACCUACGGUGGACGAAUGCAGCUGGGAAUUCUUGCCGAUCGAGCAGUGAUCGACAAUGAGGACGACGCCCACUUGAUUCUCGAGGAGACGAUUGCCGAAAUUGAACGCAUGGGACUUGUGCUGGAUGGAGCUUAGCGGGGAGGAGAGACUGAUGGAAAAACCAAAAUUAUAAGACUGUAGAGGAGGUUGGAAGAAAUGCAAUAAAUAAUGAGUACACUUUUGGAUAAA